Molecule: messenger RNA, 769 nt
Organism: Theobroma cacao (cacao)
Lineage: Eukaryota; Viridiplantae; Streptophyta; Magnoliopsida; Malvales; Malvaceae
Cellular component (GO): chloroplast
Source: RefSeq, a predicted model, not a curated record
CCGGCUUUCCAAAUAUCAACCGCCACCACAUCGAUAUCCAAAACCAUCGACUUAUAUGUGAUAGUCAAGGAAUGGGCAAACAGAGCAGAUAAUUCUUCUGAAAAUGGCAGCCAAAGUGGCUCUCUCUUCUUGUCUCAGAACCCAGAUUCCUGUCUUCCCCAAGUCUUCAUCAUCACCAUCAGCUUUCCCGUGUGCUCUCGGUUUACAAAAGACAAGGGUCCAUCAAUUCAAAGUACAUGCAAACUUAGGGGAAGGAGAAGGAGAACUCAAGCCAAAAGGAAAGAAGAAAUUUAUAACAAGAGACGAAGAACCAGAACAGUAUUGGCAAACUGCAGGAGAAAGGGAAGGAGAGAAUCCCAUGAUGACCCCUCUUCCUUACAUUAUCAUAUUUGGCAUGUCAACACCCUUUGUAAUUUUAGCCAUUGCUUUUGCUAAUGGCUGGAUCAAAGUGCCUGUUCGAUGAACUUUGCCUUUGCAAUGCAGUGAGAAUGAGAGACUGGGCCCUCCAUGGUGUUGAUUCACUCGAUAGACAUCUUCAAUUCAGCCUUCUCAGCUUUCAAAAUUUAAGCAUAUGUUGUGAACGCACUUGCUUUGAGUAUUUAUGAUGUUAGGUUUUCAGGCAAAAAUAAUAAUAAAAAGGUCUUUCUACAAUCAUUCGUCAGAAUGAAUGAAAUGUACCAAACACGCAGGAUGGAAAUAUCAAUGCGAUAUCGCUUACCUACGCUGCAAAAACAAGUAAUUUCCUCUGGAUCUAAGUAUAUUCCUACUA